Molecule: messenger RNA, 758 nt
Organism: Brassica oleracea var. oleracea
Lineage: Eukaryota; Viridiplantae; Streptophyta; Magnoliopsida; Brassicales; Brassicaceae
Exons: 3
Coding region: 26-652 (208 amino acids)
Source: RefSeq, a predicted model, not a curated record
UUUAGAAAUAAAGAAGAAAGAAACAAUGGAGAAGAUGCUUCGUUCCUCUUCCUUGAUUCCACUCUUUUGCCUCGUUCUUCUUCUCAUCUCUAACUUUCACGGAUCCGUCGAAGCGGGGAAGCGGCGGAUCGAGAUCACCGACGAUCUAGACGACGUGGAAGACAGCGAAGAAGACGAAUCGUGGAAACAGUGGGGGAGCAAAGCGGCGACGCCCGAGUUCGAUCCGCCUCCGGAUUUCUCCAACAUGGGAUUCGAUCAGAUCCAGGAGGAGAUGGCUAAACGGACUUUCGCGCCGGUCGUCGGGUUCGUCAAGCUCCGGCUAGGCGUCAAACGUACUAAGGAUAUGGUGGUGGAUAUUGCUAUGAAAUGGACGAAAGUUUUGAGAACGGGUGGGUUAGGAGUGAGAUUCAUGGCCGUGGAUCGAAGCACGGUGAUGUUCAAUAUGCAGAACGGCAAGGAAGUGACUGAGCUAAGGGAGUUCGUGUUGAGCCAAGAAGAGGCUUAUGAGGUUAAGAUAGGGAAGCAAGAGUUUCGACGACCUGGAGAUCCUCCACUUGAUGAUGUUGUUGAAAAACUUCAAGCGAAGCAGAGCAAGGGUGGUGAAGAUGGUGAUAGUGAUAACAAGAACGAUGUUGCCAAGGAUGAACUAUAGGAUUUCUGAUUCUGUAAGGAAGUUUACUGAAAGUUCAACUCUUUAGCUGAGAUAUUAGAAUACAAUAAGAAUGGAGGCUUGUUUUUUCUUUCUCAUUUAAAGCUUA